This is a messenger RNA of Cuscuta epithymum, 1419 nucleotides long. NCBI's taxonomy places the organism in Eukaryota, Viridiplantae, Streptophyta, Magnoliopsida, Solanales, Convolvulaceae. The record is from the annotation of a GenBank genome assembly.
UGCUAUUUAAGUUUCUUGGUCCAUCACAUCUAACAGAGAGAUACGCCGCCAUGGAGUUUUCCCUCGACGUUGCUUUGCUUGAGUUGCAAAAGUCAUGCCAAAACAAAUCUCCAGAAAACCUUACGAUAUCACCCUUCGGUAUCUCAGUAAUACUCCACAUGAUUGCCAAUGGCGCAACAGGACCUACCUUAGAUCAACUCCUUCACUUUCUCCAGGUAGAAAAGAUUGAAGAUUUGGAUUCAAUGGCCCCAAAUCUAAUGGAGAUCGCCAAAUCUUCCAAUAAUGUUGAAACGGAUGAUGGUCCGGUAAUCUGCAAUUUCAAUGCUGUUCUUGUGAGUCAUAAGUUUACUCUCAAGGAAAGUCACCGAGAAUUUCUGGAAAAUAUGUUUCAUGCCAAAGUCAAGUACGUCGAUUUUUCUCGCAAGGAGGUAGGUGUAGAUGAGGUGAAUGAAUGGGUCAAUGAUGACACAAAAGGACUUAUAAAACCGCUUCUUCUUAGGAGUGCCUUUAACAAGCAAUAUUUAACCCUUAUCCAUGCGAACGGGCUUUAUUUCAAAGCAAGCUGGGAAAAUGAGUUUGAGCCAUCAAAUACACGAACUGACAAAUUCCACCUUCUUGGGGAAAAAGUGGAUGAGUCACCUGUCGUCGAAGUACCAUUCAUGAUGAAAUAUGAAAGCACUUAUGCGCACGCUUCCUUUGACGACUACAAUGUUCUUACGAUGCCCUAUAAAUCAGGGAAUGGAGAUAGGAAAGCAGGAAGGCGUUUCUCCAUGACCAUCAUCCUCCCGAAGGAAAAGGGAGGGUUGCCAAAACUAGCCGACAAAAUGAGACAAAACCCUCAUCUCUUAUCUCGCAAACACAUGCUGAAUAUGGAGUAUGAGAUGAUUUCUAUCUUGCAGGUUCCGAAGUUUACUCUCGCUUACUGUUUUCUUCCAUCGGAGAUAAUGAAAGAGUUAGGGCUAACGUUGCCUUUCAUGGAUUCUGAGGAUGACCUUACUGGUAUGGUAGAGGAAAUGCCAUUGUUUGUCUCAAAAAUCACACAACAUAGCCGAAUGGAAUGCAAUGAGGCAGGUACGGAAGUGUUGAGUGUUACCUAUGAUGAGGAGGCUCUUGGCUUUUGCUUAGACGCUUCACCGCCACCGCCGCCGAUCAACUUUAUAGCUGACCAUCCGUUCAUGUGUGUCAUCAAAGAAGAUGUGUCUGACACCAUAUUAUUUCUAGGUGCAAUAAAUAAUCCUCAAGUGGUGGGAUGAAGCUAUUCUGGUUAUUUUUUUUAAUAAAACUAACUAUUUUUUCACUUUGAAUAUAUCAUACUCCGUAUGAGAAAACAACUAGAGGCUUUUAGCCAACCGUUUCAAUGGUCCAAUAUACAUAAUGUUAGUCCAAUGUGUAUUCUUAUUAUUAUUGCGAUGAUGAUGA